GUCAUGGCAUGCAAAAGCAGCAAUUUUAUCCCACCCCACCGACAUCAGUUAAGCCCGAUUUUUGGGAUCGACCUCCAAUCCUGUCAGUCUCACAAAAGACUGCAGAAGCACAGCAAAAGAUAAUUGACGUGGUCAGUGGAGAUUCAGAGUACACUCGACAGUAUUCAGCAAAUGGAUCAAGGAAUCCUAAUCAGUCUGUCUUGGGCACACAUCCAGUCCAUGAAUGCCAGAAGAAGGUAAGUUACAUAGUAUAAAACAACAAUAAUGAACGUCUUUGAUACGUACUGAUACGUGAUCGUUAAUUUGAGCUGAUACUCAUUCUUUACCAUGUGUACAUUUAUCAUUUAUAGACCUGAAGCCGGAGUCAGAGUCCCCCGAGCGGAGGAUCUAUAAAUUAUAAAUUAUAAAUUAUAAAUUGCCGAUUAUAGAUAUAAUUAUAGCCUAUAUGAUAAAUGCCUCCAAGUUGAAAAUAUAGAACUUGACUAUACGAUGUUAUUGUUUUAUCUUUUUAUUAACGCAAGUAUUUGCAACUUUUCUUUCACAUCGCAUAUCGUUUGGAAUAUUGAUGAUAACAUUUUUCAAACUUUUUUCAAAAUUUUCGAAAAAAAGUAGUUUAAUUAAAAACUGAAUUAUUCAUCAAGGCUUGUAUAUUUUGCCAGCUAUCUUGUUUACCUGAUCACCGCGCGUGUUUUACGCGAAUUAUGUCACCGACCCGGGUGACAUGAUCAAAUCGUCAUGCAACGUAACACUUUGUUUCUCCAGUAAAAGAUUAAACAGUUACAUGUACAAUUCAUCAAAGCUGUUGUUUCUGUCCAGAAUGCUGCGAGGUUUACAUUAUCCAAAGUAUAUGUUGUUUCUGGCGAAUUUCUUCGUAGUACAAUGUAGACGAAUGCUGGAGUGGAUAACACCAUAACACAAGCGACCAUGUGAUAUAAUUCAAGUCACCCGACGUAAGGCGCGAUUCGAUGAUAAAUUCCAUGCUCACGUGACAUAAACUUAGCUUUCUGGUUGGACACUUUAAAUUUGAGGUAUAAUAUGUAAGCAAAAAGGAUGGUUUCAAGUGCAACUGCAUGAUAUAAAGACGAUUGCGAUUUUGAAAAUCGCAAUCGUCUACCGCGAUUUUGAAAAUCGCAAACCUACGAUUAAUUAAAAUUGUAAUUUGCAGUUACCAGCGACCAGCGGCCAAAUGCUUCUUGCCGUGCCCUAUACCACAACGUUUGCAGUCACAUUUGUCUUAAUUUCUUCGUAUUUUAAAACUUUGCUUUAAAAAUAUGAACUGAGAAAUUAAGACAAGAUGUGAUUGCUUUCUUCACGCGGGUGAAAAUAGCCGAGAGUCAAGUAUAGUACCCACGCUACGUGCGUUGUUCGGGAAUAUAUAUAUAUUCCUCACUAAGUUGGUUUGAUUUGGUUUAUUUAGAUGUCCCUUGAGGCAAAAAAAUCAUUAGACGGAAAGGAAGCGCAACCGUACGAUACAACGUAUGUCAAGGAUUAUUCCGCAGACGUAAAUACCAAUACCCCCACUUCCAUUUUGCGCACAGCAUCAACAAAGAAGAUAAACGAAGCAAAACGUAACAGAAGUGUUAAAUUCAGUGAAAGUGUAACAAUUUCAAACGGUUACAAGACAUCUUCCAGUUUCGUGAACGACAUGGGGAAAGAUAACAACCAUCAACAUGCUUUCCAAAGUUUAAACAAACCUUGGACAACCAUUGCAGCCGAAACAGAAAGGCCAUUGACUGCACCUAGUAUUCAACGACAAUCCAUACUUACGACCACACCACUUUUAUUCCCUGCCGCUCCCCUAACCCAGCUUUACACAAAUACGUUGCAGUACCGACCAAGUAGUACGGGAAAAUUCGGGACACUCAGAAAUGAUUUACGUCAUCUUCGGGGAAAUUAUAGCAAGUCAGCAACGCACAGAAAAUUCCACAGUGAGUUUCCAGAAAAUGCUCCAGACAUUCGUAGAGCGCCAGACAUGCGAAUCACAACCAAUGAACGACGUCACGUGAUUCCGGAAAUUGGUUGCCAUAGCUACUACUUUCAUGGAUGAAGUGUUUUCAAGGAGUACUUGAGGUGGUGCAUGUUGAUAUCUUGUUCUUCAAACUGAUUCAGCCAGAACUGUAGAGUGCUUACCAUUGUUGUUUUGCUACAAACAUUUAACGCAAAACGUGGUUUCUAAUACUGUUCAAGAUAGUUACUUAAUAACAACUAUUCGCCUCAUUGUUGGCAAAUAGUGCAAGGACAUAUUGACCGAGACACGAAGAGUCGAGGUGAUUAUUCUUGCAAUGUUUACAGAGACUGAUGUGAAUAAUCAUUUUAGUAUAUACUGCAAACAAAAAUAAUAAAUAAAUCACAUAUCCGCAUCCCCUCAUGGCUUUACAGUUGAUUUCACGAAACUUUGGCCGUGCCAGUUGCGAGGUUGGUUGGGAAUUUGGGAACUAUAAACAUAAGAUCACCAAGUUGAUUGGAAACCGGCCAAUCAAAUUCGGAAGUUUCGCAUCAAAUUAUCGGCGAAAUUCGUUAUGAAAUUCCGAACCAAGUUCGCAAGCAAGUUCGCAAAUUGCAAACGAUUUUGGCGGU
Molecule: messenger RNA, 2577 nt
Organism: Paramuricea clavata
Lineage: Eukaryota; Metazoa; Cnidaria; Anthozoa; Malacalcyonacea; Plexauridae
Source: the annotation of a GenBank genome assembly